AUGUUUUGCAAAAUUGUAUUACUACUGAUAAGCGGUUGCAUUUUUAUUAGAGCAGCAGAAUCUGACAGCAAAAUCGAUCCAAUUUUACAAUAUAAUGUGCACAGUGCUUUGAAGGAUACAUUCCACGCCAAGAAUAUGACAACUUUGAUAAAUACUAUUGCCGAAUUUUGGAACAUAUCAUCAGUGUAUGUAAUUUAUAAUUCCCGGAUAUCGGAAAAUAAUUUCCUUCAAGAUGUUUUGAAAGAAUUACAUCGGAGGCAUACCUAUUUACAUGGAUUGCCGCAAAUGUUGUUGCGUGACGUGGACAUAGAGAAACCUUUCUAUGAGAUUGCCGAUAUAAAUUCCAGUACUUUGGUAUUGACUCUGAUGAAUAGUGUCUAUGAUCAUGUGGUGGAGGCAACAGCGUAUGCUACACGUAAAUAUAGAUCCGUUUUUACAAUAUAUCUGCUACUCACCUAUACAUAUACGGAAGAUCAUCUCUAUUUAUUUGAACAAUUGUGGAGAUAUCAGCUGCGCCGACCAUUGGCAAUUGUCAAUGGUAAAGAUCUGCUGACUAUGCAGCCGUAUCCGGAAUUAGAAUUUGUUAAUGUGACGGGGUAUCCUAUGCGAAAUUGGUUUCCUAUUGUGGAAGGGGUUAAGGAUUUUAAGGGUUACAUUUUGCACAUGCCCGUACAAACUGAUAUACCGGCCACAUAUUUUUAUUUGGAUAGUCGUACACGAAAAUUUGCUGCCGAUGGUUUGGCUGCUUGGAUUGUGCGGGAGUUAAUGUCACGCCUCAAUGUCACCCUGGAGGUACGCCCUUUAAGUAUCGAAAAUUCCUAUAUUUUUAAUUAUCGUCGAAUUUUUGAAUUGCUGCGUAGUGGAGAGAUUGAGCUGAGUCCUCAUUUGGUGCCGACUAUUGGCCUUGACCCCAACAUUGAUUUUACUUACCCAUAUAAGACCACAUCCCGCUGCAUUAUGAGGCCACGGCCACAAACUUCGAAUAUUGUAUUUGUAAGUUUUAUCGAUUGGAAAUUGUGUGUGUUUUUGGCCAUAUUUGUGGCUAUAUAUGAGGUGCUGUACAAUACCAAGGUAGAGCGUGUUUACAGCUGCCAUCAACAUCGUUCAUUUUAUAUUCUAUGUAUUAUUUUGGGUAUCCCGGUACCACAUUUUAAAUUUGAACCCCCCUUGGGUAGAUUGCGUUGCUUUGUGUUCUUGCGGAUUUUGAUUAUCUAUUUUCUGAUUGCCUUCAGCGGAAAUUAUAUUUCACAAAUCUGCUCAAGUUGCCUAACUUCGCUGUUGACGGCAAAUUUACUCAACGGUCCAGCCACACAUUUGCGCGAUGUUUUCUCCGCCAAAGUUCCGAUAAUAAUGCGCCACUUUGAUGCCAAGGCUUUUUUGGAUUAUCAUGAAAUCAGUUCAGUGGACCUACCAUAUUUUAUUAAUUUUUCCAACCAAGAUGUUCAAAAAUAUCGUUCCCAACUCAAUCCCGCAUUUAUGUAUUUUGCGACCAGGGAGGAAUAUGCCGUGUUCGAUGAACAACAGCGUUAUUUGCAGACCAAACGUUUUCAAUUUUCAAGCGUAUGUCAUGGCCCAUAUCCGCUACAAUUUCAACUACGUGCCGAUAGUCAUUUCGGAAAUUUGUUUCAUUUCUUUAUUCUUCGUUUGCAUGAGUCGGGAAUAUAUGAUCAUCAAAAAAGUACGCUGUUUGAAAGGGCCCAGAAGCAGGGCAUAAUUAAUUAUGUACGUGACGGAGAUGGGCAGUUGCCACCGAAAACGACAACCACAGUUACAACUUUAUCGGCAAUGCUUUACGUCUUGGGUGUGGGUUAUAUCAGCAGCUUUAUGGCCUUUAUUUACGAAUUGUAUGGGGAAAAAGUAUGGAGUCAAAUCAAAAGGUUUCAUGUUCUACAAAGGAGUUCGAAGGACACAGUUGAGGUUUAA
Musca vetustissima is the source of this 1923-nucleotide messenger RNA. RefSeq lists its product as uncharacterized. Lineage: Eukaryota; Metazoa; Arthropoda; Insecta; Diptera; Muscidae. The record is from RefSeq and is a predicted model, not a curated record. Bases 1 to 1923 code for a protein of 640 amino acids. The transcript has a single exon.